UGAAAGGUUACGGUGCUAUUUGGCGGCCAUUUCUCCUGAAGCGCAGCGGUUCGGGCCCUCGGGUAGCUGCUCCAGUCACGAGGGACAGGCUACAGCUGGGUCGGCGGCGAGUAGCCAGCAGCGUUCGCCCUAUUCGCGAUGAGUUUACCCCUCAAUCCCAAACCUUUCCUCAAUGGAUUAACAGGAAAGCCAGUGAUGGUGAAACUUAAGUGGGGAAUGGAAUACAAGGGCUAUCUGGUAUCUGUAGAUGGCUAUAUGAACAUGCAGCUUGCAAAUACAGAAGAAUACAUAGAUGGAGCAUUGUCUGGACAUCUGGGUGAAGUUUUAAUAAGGUGUAAUAAUGUCCUUUAUAUCAGAGGUGUUGAAGAAGAGGAAGAAGAUGGGGAGAUGAGAGAAUAGCACCUUUCAUGGGGAUUUUUUUUAUAUAUAUUUCUAGACAAUAAAGACUUGUUUUUGUUUUUCA
Sciurus carolinensis (gray squirrel) is the source of this 463-nucleotide messenger RNA. RefSeq names its product small nuclear ribonucleoprotein polypeptide F (gene Snrpf). The record is from RefSeq and is a predicted model, not a curated record. The coding region runs from base 139 to 399 and encodes 86 amino acids. Lineage: Eukaryota; Metazoa; Chordata; Mammalia; Rodentia; Sciuridae. Gene Ontology annotation, cellular component: U1 snRNP; catalytic step 2 spliceosome. The transcript has 4 exons. Gene Ontology annotation, biological process: mRNA splicing, via spliceosome; spliceosomal snRNP assembly. Gene Ontology annotation, molecular function: RNA binding.